Messenger RNA from Drosophila subobscura, 1821 nucleotides. RefSeq lists its product as uncharacterized. Gene Ontology annotation, cellular component: transcription regulator complex; nucleus. Bases 282 to 1622 code for a protein of 446 amino acids. NCBI's taxonomy places the organism in Eukaryota, Metazoa, Arthropoda, Insecta, Diptera, Drosophilidae. The record is from RefSeq and is a predicted model, not a curated record. The transcript has 4 exons. Gene Ontology annotation, biological process: regulation of transcription by RNA polymerase II.
CAUUCUGUCUGUUCUCUCUUCUCGCCUGCAUUUUGUGUAUCUCAUCUCGUGUACGCUUUCGCUGCCUUUCCAAUCUCUUCGUUCGGCAUCCAUCGCUGCGCCCCACCAACAACACCAGCAACAACAACAUCAACAAAAAGAAGAGUUAUUCGCCGAUAAUUGAUGUCAAAGGACGCAGUGCUGUGCUCCGCCGUUUUGUUGCCGUUCGUUCCGCCCAGACACCAGCGCCCCUCCGGCCACGGCACCGUAAUAUCACCCGUAGGACAACCCGUAGGACGACCAUGCCCAAAGAGGAUCCAUUCGUAAAUCGCGCCCAGCUGCUAAAGGCCAUCAAGAAGUAUCCCGAGAUAUGGGACUCCAACAACAAGCUGCACAUGUGCCGUAGCGUCACAUCGCCCAUGUGGACGGAGAUCGCUGAGCAGUUCGGAGGUCAUGUGCCGACAGUCAAACUCCAAUCGAUCUGGAGCCAGAUGAAGUACCACUACCACAACUUGGUGCAUCGCCAGAUCCUGCACAAGGAGCGCUUCAACACCAAGUGGGAGCACUUUGAUCCCAUGUCUUUCAUGUACAACAUCACCGUGGCCAAGAUUGUGGGCGCCCAAUCCGGCGGCGGUGCCGCCGAGCCACCGCCAGCCAACACCGAUCAGCCGCUGCAGCUGGCCGGCGCUUCUCCAACGCUCUCCAAUCCUUCCACGCCCAUUGCCAUACCCACUCCCCCACCACCACUGCCCAGUGCAUCCCACGGACGCGGACGUCCCAGCGGCAGCCUCAGCUGGCUGCACACUCCCGUGCCGCCGCCGCCGCCGCCGCACUCCCCUGCACCACAGCCGCCGCACCAUCUGAUGGGCCAGCCGCUGCCGUACACCGCCUUCACGGGUCUGCUGCCCCCGGCUGCUGUGCCAGCGGAGCUGCCGCCAGUGGCGCCACCGCGCAAGCUGGGCCGCCCCAGUUCGCUGCACAACAGCAUGCGGAGCCGCAUCAUCGAUGCCAUCAAGGCACGGCCCCCGCUGUGGGCCGGGCGGCAGCGGAGCGAAAAGGGCCAGGGCCAGAGCCGCACCUCCGCGGUGUGGAAGGAGGCGGCCAUCGAAAUGGGAUUAACGCCAACUCUCAUGCAGACCCGCUGGUCGAUCAUCAAGCAGCGCUAUGUGGACGAGCUGCAGAAGGAGCGCUACGCUCAGUAUUCGCAUCAGGGAUUCCGCUCCAACUGGGAGCACUUUGAGCGCAUGUCCUUCAUGCGCGAUAUCCUGCUAAAGAAGGUGGACGAGCGGGAGCAGACACGCGAACAUAUCCAGGAGAUAGUCAGCGAGCAGCAGCAGCAGCAGCAUCACCAACACCACCAGCAGUUGGGCGGACAGCAUCUGCACCACUACCGCCCACCGCCGGGGCUCCUGGGACUGGCUGAACACGCCCAGGACAUGCCCAUUGGCCUGGUGCAGCAUCAGCUGCCGCAUCAUGAGGCUGUGCACGUGCACCCAACGCUGGCCGUGAUGCAUCCACACCAUCCUCAAGCCAUACUCGCUGCCGGCGCACGUCGACGCGUCAAGCAUGAGUCCGAUCUGGAGUGGGAUCCAUUCGAGAUGAUUCUCCAGGUGCACGGCACGGGCGAACCCGCAGCCAACUGAACCAAGCCAAGACUGAGCCCAGCCCAAGGAGAGAAACAGACAGACGGACAGACAAAUGUCCUAAAAUGAAACGCCAGGAUGUAAAAAUCAUCUGAGAAAACCCAAACCCCACAUGCAAUACUCACACAAUCCAGUUACCAUUUACCCAAACAUUUAUCCUAAUUGUAAUUUCAUUUUCUACUACGAAAAAUACAUCGCU